AUGAGGGGAGUGAAUAAUGUGUUCCAUGUCUCUAUGCUAUGGAAGUAUCUCCACGACCCUGAGCAUAAGAUUGAUCUGGAGUCUAUCACAGUGGAGCAGAAUCUGACUGUCGAGUUCCCACGCGACCCUGAGCAUAAGAUUGAUCUGGAGUCUAUCACAGUGAGCAUCUUGGACUCAUCUAAGCGAGUCACGAGGAGGAGGAGGACCAUCAAGUAUGUGAAGGUCCUUUGGUUGAAUCAGUCUGAGCGUGAAGCAACAUGGGAACUUGAGGAUCAAGUGCGAAAGAAGUACAUUGAGCUCUUUGAAGCUGAUUUGGAGCGGUAG
Molecule: messenger RNA, 324 nt
Organism: Phragmites australis (common reed)
Lineage: Eukaryota; Viridiplantae; Streptophyta; Magnoliopsida; Poales; Poaceae
Exons: 2
Coding region: 1-324 (107 amino acids)
Source: RefSeq, a predicted model, not a curated record